AUGUCUAGUAAACUAUUCAAAUUGGAAUUAGUACUCGAAGAUUUGUCUACAAAUCUUCACGCUAACGACAUUAGAGUCCAACUCGGAUUAAAAGGCUUUCGCUCAACACAGAUAAUUGAAGUGAAAAGCAGAAAGGAGCUCCCUGUUGGCGGUGAAUGUCUAUUAUUGUUGAGUGAAGAACAGCUGAUCAAGCUUCUUUUUGAAGAAAAUAUCGAACUUUGUCUCACUACACCGACAAAUGUUUAUGCAGCGGCUUUUAAGUGGCCGGAUUUGAACUCUUCCGCAUUCCGUGGCUCUUGUCUUCUCUUUCAACAAAACGACAGUGAAAAGAUCCUACCAAUCACCGUCGUUUUGAGAUUUUCUCCGAUUGAUCCUCUAAAUGCCAAGGAGAAACCAUCAGAAAAGAUCAGUGCUGAAGUCGAAAAGUCGAAAAAUGUUGGCACUCAAAGCUCAAUUGAGAAUUGGGAAAAGGAAAACGAUAUAAAGCCAAAAGUACAAGACGCGUCGACUCAGAAUUCGAAUCGACAAACGAGUAUUGGAAUCGAGACCACAGAGCCUGUCAUACUGUUGAAUACAGCAAAAGAAGUGAUCGAGAAAGCGGUCACCGAAAGACUUCGACAUGAAACGUCGAAACUCGAGAAUCCGCAAGUGGUCGAAAAAGUGCCACCAGAGUCGGUUAAAUUGCCCAAAGCAAGGAUGACUACGCCCAAUGUUUACCCACGGAUCUCUCUACUACGCAAUUUGGAUUCGAUGAUCGAACAGAGGAGAGCGGUGAUCGCUCAUUUGGAGGCUCGAAAGUACUCGAAAAGUUCGAUCGUACCGAAUCCAAAGGACAUGAGAGCUCAAAAAGAAAACUCUCAAACAAUUCCUGCUUUCAAAUCGAAAUUGGAACUUACUAGGGAGAAUUUCAAACGAAUAUUGGCGGAAAAGAAACAAAUUCUGGCCCCUACUCAAAAGAAGAGUGCCAACAACCGCAUAUCCCCCAAAACUGGACCCAUAAUCGAACAGCCAUUUCAAGAAGAAAAGACAAAUGAUGCGGAUGAAAGUUCAAAUGAGAGUACGGUUGAUGAUUCUCAAAGCUCUGACUCGGGUGGUAGCAGAAACAGCGGAAGUGAGCUCCCAUCACAUUCAAGUUCAACCUCAAAUUCCUCAACAACAUCGAAAGAGUCGAUUAUUAGUUUACAAAGUAAAAACUCGUUAGCUAAGAGAAACACCGGUGGUGAGGAAAGAAAAACGACUGAUGUCGUACCUGCACCCAGUAAAAGAUCUCCUGAGCCUGUACUAUCUCCAACUUCUCGAUAUUUACGAGAUUUGCGCGCAAAGGUGAUUCACGAUCGUCAAGAGAAGCAAACUGAAAAAUCAACAACA
This is a messenger RNA of Mesorhabditis belari, 1368 nucleotides long. The record is from the annotation of a GenBank genome assembly. Lineage: Eukaryota; Metazoa; Nematoda; Chromadorea; Rhabditida; Rhabditidae.